AUGGCCGCGUCCGCCAGCUGCUUCUCCCUGGCGCUCCUUCUCUGGAUCCUGGUCCUCUCGGAUCCAAGUUUCACGGGCGCUCUGGACUCCGCCCCUGAGGAAAGCAACGUUCCCGAGAACAACAUCAACCGGCAGAGCCCCGAGCUGUGGCGGGCCCGGGCGCGGCACUCGAGGAGACACGGCCCCAGCAAGAAGGGCCGAGCCCACGUGCCGGGCCCAGCCGGCGCCUCCGGCCUGCCGGGGAUGCUCCGUGCCGGGGACGCGCCGGCGGUCCAGGGCCCCGCCGGCCUGCUGCGGGACAAGGACGUGUUCCUGGGCUUCGAGUUCCCCUACUCCGAGAGGGACAAUCAGUUCGAAAGAGGGAGGAAGCACGGCCGGGAGCACAAGCGUCGCAGGGACCGAGCGAAGCAACAGCGAGGCAGAAGUCUCGAUCCAAAACCCAGCUCUUUGUUCAAGAAGGCGGAAGUCUCCGAGGACCUGGCCCCCUAUGGCCCAAUGGAAGAAUCCUCUACCAGCUUGGCCCCCACCAUCCUGUUCCUGACCACGUUCGAGACAGCAGCAUCCACUGAGGAGUCACCAGUUCUGCCCGUUACCUCCCCUCGGCCCCUGGCUCGGAUCCGGCCUGAGGGAGAUGUAAUGCCCACUCUGGACAUGGCUUUGUUUGACUGGACUGAUUAUGAAGACCUAAAACCUGAUAUGUGGCCCUCUGCUAAGAAGAAAGAGAAAUUUCAGAGUAAAAGCCCAGACUAUGGCAACGAAACCUCAGCAACUCAGGAGGAACCCUGUGACCACCAUCUCGACUGCCCCCCAGGGUCUUGCUGUGACUUACGGGAACAUCUCUGCAAACCUCAUAACCGAGGCCUUAACAACAAAUGUUUUGAUGACUGCAUGUGCAUGGAAGGACUCCGCUGCUACGCCAAAUUUCACCGUAACCGAAGAGUCACUCGGAGAAAAGGACGAUGUGUGGAGCCAGAGUCCAUUAACGGGGACCAAGGAUCAUUCAUUAACGUUUAAAGGAUCCAGGUGAUGGCUCGGUUUCCCCAUCUGCCUGUGGACCGUGCUCUGGGAGGUUUGGGGAAACGGCAAAUUAUUUUCGCCCAUCGGUGGGGAAAACCAGAGCGGACCAGAUGGCUGUGGGGGGUUCGGAACCGGGACGACCCAACUAUGAAAAGAGAAUGACUAGAAAGUGGGAUUUGAGACCCUUCUGGGCUUAAUGAAGCACUGAACUGCUCCAUGGAUCCAACCCACUACUCCAGAUAUCCUACUUCCUUCAUCUUGCCGCUAUUUACAAUGGAUGGCAAUGCUAAGAGUGACCUCUAUUGUCCCCAGGAGGUACUGCGCCACCAUGAUGAAUGUGAACCAUUGGCAAUAUCUACAGGAGAGGAAGAGAUAAUUCAUCUUUAGCUCUGUUAAUUUACUUGGGGGAAGGGAAGAAGAAAAGAUGAAGUUUACUUACAUUCGGUGCUUUUCUGCUUCUUUGUGGGAGAGAGGUAGAUAUGCCUCAGUAAAGAGGAUUACCAGGUAUUAGGGUCUUCUUAUUGCCCUCCUUCUCUAAAUUAGUGUUCCCUCAUCCAAAAACAAAAACAAAACCACUCAGUGUUUGUUUAUCUGCACAGAUUAAACCUGAUCCCUGCUGUCUGGGAGUUUCUAGUUUAAAUGACAAUAGCUUUUAAUGGAUGUUCAAUGAUCCCAUGAGAUCCUUCAGAUACAAAUUUGAUGUGUUUCAGAAUUCAUUUUUCUCCUAAUUUUUAGUUAAAUCUGCCCUUUUCGGUCCCACACUCACUUGUCCAGUACUAUAGCUAAAGGCACAUAUUUGUUUUAAAAAAAAAGUUGGCUAGGAGUUACCACCACAGAACAGAACAAAGCUACUUGAGUGGUCAGGGGUAUCAAGUCCAUGGUAGUCAAAUAAAGUUCUUAGUCUUCCAUGUAACUGAUUUAAGUAUGGACCACAUCAUUAGAACACUACAAAACCUACCUCCGUGAAUCUCCAGUCUGAUCUAGAAAUCUGAAUUAGGAUUCUUUAGACCUCUUUUUCUUCCAGGCCCAUGGGAAAUCCAGGGUCUGAUCAAGCAAUGUCUAAUCACCCUUACUACCAGGAAUGGAAGUAAGUAAUGGAAGCUUAUUUCCUCUAGCCUUGCUCUCUGUUGAGAUAGAGGCUACCCUAACGCUCUUCUAAGAACCGUCCUUCACAAAGCUGAUAAGGGAGGUGAUAGUCCUAUUGUCCUAUUGUCCCUUGCUGUGAUCAGACCACAUCUGAAGAAUCAUGGUCCUUUCCAAGCACCAUUUUUUUUUAAAAGAAGAAUGUUGACAAAAUGAAGAGUGUCCAGAGAGGGAUCAAGGCUUAUAGAGGUUGGUUAAAGUUUGGAGAAGGGAAUACCUAGAAGAGGGAUUCGUAACUUUUGUGUGUAUCUUGUAUCCCUUUGGCCAUCUGAUGAAGCCUGUGGACCCUUUCCCAGAAUCAUAUUUUUAAAUGCAUAAAAGAAAACACAAAGAAUUACAAAGAAAACCAAUUAUUAAAAGGCAAAUUCUCCAACCUCAAGUUAGGAAGUCCAGAUUUGGAGGGAACAUAAAGGUAUUAUCACAUAGGAGAGGGACUGGAUUUGUUCUCCUUGGCCUCAGAGAACAGAUCCUAGAAGUUACAGACAGAUAGUUUUAGUUUCAAGGAAAAGUAAAACUUCCUAACAAUUAGAACUCACCCCAAAUGGGAUAUGCUGUCCCUAGAGGUAAUGGUUUCCUAACCACUGGAAGUCUUCAAAUGGAGGAGUGUAGACCGUAAUGUCAUAAAAGGGAUUUUUAAUUAGGUAAAAGUUGAACUAGAUAAUCUUUGAGCCACCUUCUGGCUCUGGGAUCCUAUAACUUCCCCUUCAAUCUUUGGUUUUUUGUUUAGUUUGGUUUGUUUUUGCGAGGCAAUAGAGAUUAUGACUUGCUAAAUGUCAAGUGUCUGAGACAACAUUUGAACUCAGAUCUUCCUGACUCCACUGUGCCACUAGUUGCCCCAACCUGCUUUAUUCUAGAUAACUGUAAUCCUGGAGUUAUAGAAGCUAGAAAUAUCAGGUGCUAAGGCACUGCUUAGAGGGAGCUUUGUAAUGCUAUGUUAAGGAGCCUCAAAGUUAGCAGUGCUGACUCAAAUGUUUCUGGCUACCCAGAAAAAAAAAUUGCUACAGUGAAUUUAAGAGUCAUAUACUGAAUAAAAGAAAAAGAAGGUUCAAAUCUCUCUUCUGACACAUACCAUGUGUUAUCAUAGCCCAGGGCUAUCAGUGAUCUCAGAAGGUACUUGGGUAGAAGCGUUUCCUCACUUGGGAGUUCCCCAGAACCAAUUAAACCACAGAUCCAGUCUCUAUCCCAUCUUCAGUAAUAGAUUCACUUGCCACAGGACUUUCUUUAUCCAGUCUGUCAAUAAGUGUUGAGUGCCUACUAUGUGGAGAACUAUGUCCCAAUUGCAAGGAGCAGGAACACGAAUGCAGUAAAAGACGCAUCCCCUUGUCCAGAAGAGCUUCCACUCUGUAGGCCAAACAAAUAUCAUACCAUUGUAUUUUAGCUGGCAACUCCCAAGCUGACUCAGAAGGAACUAGGUAGGAACUAGACUAGACUUCCAGGUUUUCCCAGACCACCUCCUAUUUCCAGAAAUAUCCAUUAUAUUAUUGAUUUUCCAGGAAAGCUAUAUUACUGAGCUAGUGCUUGGAGUUCAUGAAAAUAGGAUUUGACCUGUAUUUGAAGAGGCGAUGCACAUAUGUGAAACCCAGAACACAUCUAUAAAUAGGCCUCAUAAUUUAUGGAAGACGAAUAAAGCAAAAACCAAGCAUUCAAGUGAGAAAAAAGCUAUUUGGAUGCGCUAGAACAAUAAACUCAUUUUUGUUCCUGGUGGGAGAGAUUAUGAAAAAGGCCAGAACUGGUUUAAUUGCUCCAGUGUUUUCUCCUCCAUGGCUUGUCCUAAUGACUAGGAUGACUGGGAAUUAAUUCAUUCUCUGCAUAAAGUCUUUGGUUAAUAGUGGAACCUGGCUCGUGUCUACAAUAUCUGUCAGCCAUGAAUUUUUAAUCUCUAGGACACAACCCUCAGUCUGCAACGUCUUCUGGUCUCGCUGUUCUGUCUCCUAGGUUGGAAUUGAUUUUCAUUAAUGAGAAACUGAAACUCAACGGAAUGGACUAAUCCCAGGGCUUUUAGUCAUUCUCGAGAACUUUUCUAGGGGGAUGAGUUUUCCUCUUUCAAGGGGGAAGGGGAUUUUUUGGUGGGGGGGAGGGGAGAGUUGUCACCUUGUAGUCACGUGAUGUGUUGCAUGUAUGUUUUAUUAAACUGUAAAUAAAGAGUUAAUCAUUCAUG
Sarcophilus harrisii (Tasmanian devil) is the source of this 4318-nucleotide messenger RNA. RefSeq names its product dorsal inhibitory axon guidance protein (gene DRAXIN). Bases 1 to 1014 code for a protein of 337 amino acids. Lineage: Eukaryota; Metazoa; Chordata; Mammalia; Dasyuromorphia; Dasyuridae. The transcript has 6 exons. The record is from RefSeq and is a predicted model, not a curated record. Gene Ontology annotation, biological process: axon guidance; Wnt signaling pathway. Gene Ontology annotation, cellular component: extracellular region.